This is a messenger RNA of Serpula lacrymans var. lacrymans S7.9, 1365 nucleotides long. RefSeq lists its product as uncharacterized. Gene Ontology annotation, molecular function: phosphatidylinositol-4,5-bisphosphate binding; actin filament binding. NCBI's taxonomy places the organism in Eukaryota, Fungi, Basidiomycota, Agaricomycetes, Boletales, Serpulaceae. The record is from RefSeq and is a predicted model, not a curated record. The transcript has 8 exons. The coding region runs from base 26 to 1135 and encodes 369 amino acids. Gene Ontology annotation, biological process: actin filament severing; barbed-end actin filament capping.
UAAUCCCGACCUACGUACUGUCUCUAUGGAGGUUAUGUCGGUUAUAGGCAACACAGCCACUGUCAUUCAGCGAGAUACUGAUAUAUUCUAUGACACUGAAGUUUUGGCUGUCAUACAGCGCUUGAAAUCAAAAGAGAGUGGUCUGGUUACAUCGACAGUGUGGGGGUGGUGCGGGAAUAAAUGCCAUUGCGGGGAUCGCGAGGAGAAAAAGUUGAUAGAUCUUGCAAAAAGAUAUGGGACAAGUUUGGUGACUAUUCACCAACUUCAUGAACCCCAAGAACUGGUACACGCUCUUGGAGGAAAAUUGGCUAUACGACAGGGCACUCGACUGCAUUGGUCGUCAGAUAAUACUGCGAUGCACGUUGUACGAUCUGCUAGAGGUCUGAUCAUGAUAGACGAGGUUGACCUGAAUUUGAAAAGCUUAUGUUCAGGUUUCAGUUUUUGCCUAACGGUUCUGGACAAUAUUUAUGUGUGGUAUGGGCGUGGCUCAAGGGCUGAUGAGCGUAAAGCAGCUAUGGAAUAUGCCCAAAGGUUCGCCGCCAAAGGUUCCACAGUGAUCGAGCUUUCAGAAGGAGAAGGAGAUAAAAAGGACGAAAUGUUUUGGAUGAUACUAGGCGAUGGAGAUUAUGCUCAGGCUGAUUACUGGAAAUGGAGGUCUAGCUCACUUACAGAAGAAUGCAGAUGCUGGAAAGUGGACAUUGGGAACACCGAUAGUGUGAUUUGUCCAGUGCCUUCGCUAUCAAGCGAGAUUCUACCUCAGGAAGCGGUGUACAUCAUGGAUUGCAUUUGGGAAUUCUUCGUAUUGGUCGGAAGGGAGGCUCGUGCGAAGCGACAGGAUAUCAAGCUUGCUAUAAACACUGCAAUGGAUAUGUCGAGUCACAUUGCUGCAUCAAAACCUUUUACUCCCCCUAUUCAUGUUUUAGUUAUACCCACCCAGCUUCCUUUGGAUCUUCAAAUCGCUUUUCGUGAUAUCAGUGAAAAUACGCUGAACAGCAGUCAUGUUCCUGAUCACAUGAAUAUAUUGUCGACUACCGACGCCAUUGAACAUCUUUGCAGAUCGUCUUGGGAGAAAUCUGCCUUGAAAGAUCACACCAUGCUCCCUCUUGGCCUGGACUCAUUUCAUAUACCCGAUUAGCCUGAUAGUAUUUCAACAUAUAGUCUUGAAAUAUAAAGAGAUUUCCGUUGGAGCUUCAGUUUUAAAUUAUAAUUUCUUCGGUUGAUCUUUAUCGGCGAUUCGAAAAUUCAAGAGAAGACCAAUUGUUUCCGGAGACUCGCAGAACCAGGGGAGGCAUCAAAGCUGCAAUUCUCUGGAGAAACAUGGAUGAAUUGAUGAAGUUGGAUCCCAAGUUGCAUUUCGCAAAUUGG